GCCAGCUGGUUUCGAGCAGCAUUGUGGCAAACACUUGGAAGCACACGGACUCAGGCGAAGACUUCCGAAGCGCAUCCUGCGAGUGAGGCCGACUAUCAUCUGGAAGACCCGCAGAGCUUGGCCGCAUUCCUGAAGCAUGCGGACAUUCGUCUGGUCCGUGCGGAGUAUUUGUGCGAGCUGCGAAGCCAGAAGAAGCUGCUACCCCGACGCCAGGAAGCUGAAGAGUGGGGCCUGGUGAGCCACGAGGAAGUGAGCAACUGGGCCGCCGGAGCCCGGGAUGCGAUGAUCAUAUCGAUCUCACAUGCCUGGGAAACCCGUGAGCACCCAGAUCCCUGCGGCGACCAGUUGAACCGGCUGGUGGACCGCUUGUGUCUUUACGGUGCUGCAUACUAUUCCCAUAUCUGGCUGUUUUACGACUACAUCUCGCUUUUCCAGUUCGAGCGACAGACGCCCGCAGAAGAAGAGAGUUUCCGGCGGUCCAUGAGCCAUAUGCAUGUGCUCUAUGCUCACGACUGCAACUGGACCUUUCGACUGGAAUCUCUCACCCCAGACGAUGUUUGGGACGCCGCAUUGAAGAACUCGGAGCAUCUCGUGACCGUGUAUGAUGCGACAAGCAAGACCGUCCGAGGCCGGCCCCUCAAGGAGCUGGUCGCCAACAGAGUCCCUUAUCGAAGUAGGGGGUGGUGUAAGGCAGAGGUUGAGUGGUCCUCUUGCAGGAGCAGGUCCGUACAAAACCAGCGGAUCGACGCUCCUGAGUGGCAAGGUGACUCUGACAGUGACUCUGAAAGGGACGUUUUGCGGGGCAAAGUCGCAAUGGCGCCGGAAGUGUUCGAAGCAGACAUGGCGAAAGCCGAAUUCACACAUCGAAACGAUGCCACAGCAGUGCUAAAGCUGCAGCGGAAGGUUUUCCACCAGAAAGCCUCGGUGUGCGAAGAGGCGCUGCUGGAAAAUCAGCCGAAGGGCGAGCUGUUUCAGCUGGCCAAAGCUUUGGCCCACUACAAAAUGCUCAAGGUCCUGCGCCUACGCAACAUCGAGGUGGAAGAUGAGGAUGCCGACGAGUUCGCGAAGGCUCUCGCUCAGAACAACACGAUCACGGAGCUGGAGAUAAAGGUCGCUGAGUCCGGUACGCGUCAGUGCACGGUCCUCUGCGAGGCCCUAUCAAAAGCAUUGAAGACCAACACCACCCUCACCACGAUCGACCUCCGUCAGAAUACCAUCUUAGGCGGUAGCCUCAAGGCCCUGGCAGAGGCAUUGACCACCAACCGCACCCUCACCACACUGAAGCUGGAGUACCAGGGCGGCGGUUACGAGUACUACAUGGCUAUACGAAGGGCUCUCGACACCCGGAAAGUGAGCACGCAGCCCAACCCUGGAGAUGCGACUUCAGCACCGGCUAAUGGUUGCACGGGAAAAGUGCGCAUCGAGGCGCUCGCAUCAAAACUGAAGAGCAACCGCAUCCCCACCAAGCUGGACUUCGCUGAUUCACAGAUCGGAGCCGUGGGGGGCAUGAAGGUUUUGGCAGAUGUGUUGAAGCUGGGUCGCAGCAUCGCCGAGAUAGAUCUCAGAAACAAUCCUACCUACCUGGACUGCCAGGUCCUGGCUGAUGCAUUGGUGACCAACAGCACCCUCGCGACCAUUCGCCUCGAACAUAAUCGCAUCAACGCGAAGGGCAUCAAGGCCCUUGCGGAUGCAUUGAGGAUCAAUCGCUCCCUCACUAGCCUCAACAUCGGAUAUAAUGACAUCGGAGACGAGGGCUGCAAGGCGCUUGCAGAUAUUUUGAAGAAGAACACCAACAUUGCCAGCCUCAGCCUUCAGGGAAAUUGUAUCGGAGAUGAGGGCUGCAAGGCGCUGGCCGAGGCAAUAUUGGUGACCAACAGCAACUUCGCUACCAUCGAGCUAGAAUAUUGCCUACACGGCGUGGGCUGCAAGGCCCUUGCAGAAGCAUUGAGGUCCAACCCAACCCUCCGUGCUAUCGACCUCGACGACAACGAUAUCGGAGACGAGGGCAUCAAGGCCCUUGCAGAAGCUUUGAUCGCCAAUCGCAACAUCACCGAAGUAAGUCUCCAGAGAAACGUCUUCCAAGACGAGGGCAGGAAGGUCCUGGAAGAGCUAUCGAAGAUCAGCAGCACACUCGACCUCAGAUGGUACGGUGGAACAGAAGUUCCAGCGUAUGCCUGUUUCAACCAUGACUACCUCUUCACUACGCCUACGUCUACGUGUCUUCAAGUCUUCUGCGAAUUCGCAAAUUUCUGCGGUCGCCUGUUCACCGCGGCGUAG
Messenger RNA from Symbiodinium sp. CCMP2456, 2277 nucleotides. NCBI's taxonomy places the organism in Eukaryota, Dinophyceae, Suessiales, Symbiodiniaceae. The record is from the annotation of a GenBank genome assembly.